Molecule: messenger RNA, 2879 nt
Organism: Trematomus bernacchii (emerald rockcod)
Lineage: Eukaryota; Metazoa; Chordata; Actinopteri; Perciformes; Nototheniidae
Gene: nr1d2a
Product: nuclear receptor subfamily 1, group D, member 2a
Exons: 8
Coding region: 221-2041 (606 amino acids)
Biological process (GO): hormone-mediated signaling pathway; cell differentiation; negative regulation of transcription by RNA polymerase II
Molecular function (GO): nuclear receptor activity; RNA polymerase II cis-regulatory region sequence-specific DNA binding; zinc ion binding
Source: RefSeq, a predicted model, not a curated record
GUCACACACAACAAGGGGAAGCUCCUCCGACUCAGACGCUAGUUCUCUCUCACCGACUCGGACCUGCAGAUUAUUUCCACAAAUAGACUACUGCAAUUAGAUUUAUCUUUAAACUGCUCACCCACAAACAAUUGUAAUAUCUUCGUGGGUGUUUUGGGGAAAGUGGCAACAGUCGUCACAGAUAUUUUGCAAUAUCUGUUUUCCUAUUCCUCGAAACGAAAUGCCUGAGGACAUGGGGACAGCCAAGCCUGGAGGAGUCAUAGCCUAUAUUUCCUCUGGCUCUGCCUCCAGUCCAGAGUCCUGUAUGAGCACCAGCCCCAGCAGAAGCUAUUUGUCCACAUCCCAGGCCGUGUCCCGCCCCUCCCUCCCCAGCAGGGCAGUGGGCAUGGUGGUGGAUAUCUCUCCGCCUACUAAAAAUGGCCACCAACGUAGCCAUGGCAUUGAGAAGGCUGGGCGCUCCUCCACAUCUACCAAGAGCAACAUUACCAAAAUUAACGGCAUGGUGCUGUUGUGCAAGGUGUGUGGUGAUGUGGCAUCCGGCUUCCACUACGGCGUCCAUGCAUGCGAGGGCUGCAAGGGUUUCUUCAGAAGAAGCAUCCAGCAAAACAUCCAGUACAAGAAGUGUCUUAAGAUGGAGAACUGCACCAUCAUGAGAAUCAACCGGAACCGCUGCCAGCAGUGCCGCUUCAAGAAGUGUCUGUCUGUCGGCAUGUCCAGAGAUGCUGUCCGAUUUGGCCGCAUCCCAAAGAGGGAAAAGCAAAGGAUGCUGCUGGAGAUGCAGAACGCCAUGAACAACAUGAUGAGCAACAACAGCCAGCUGCACAGCAUGCUGCACGGCCACCAGAGCGCGUCUCCCAUGGAGGCCAUGACCAGCGACGCCGGCUCCUCGCCCUCAUCCUCCUCUGCUUCCGAUUCCCUGUCGAGCUCAAACCCCUCCUCCCCGCACUGCCCCCAGGACUCAGAGUCUGUGGUUUCAAUGGACACCAACUCCAGCUCCGCCUCCUCCUGCGCGUCAGACAGCGGAGAGGAUGAGUCCCUCAUUGCUUUGAACAGGCAGCACCAAGAAGCCUUUGCAUUCGGCCAGCAGAGGGCGCAGCGACAGGGCCAGGCGUCGCCCACGUUGAGCAGCGCCGCCCUGGAGGUGGGGGGUGACGGCCGGGCGGAGGAGGAGGAGCAGCAGCAGCAGCAGCAGGAGAACUGGAGCUGCUGGAACAACAAUGCAGUUGUUGGGGGGUACCAGCAAGGUUCUUACAGUAAAGUCCAACACGUCAGCAACACUGCUUACAGCGAGGAGAAGGUUUACCAGCAGCAGCCUCAGCAGCUCAACAGCACCCUGAAGUGUGAGCCGUCAGAUGACAGCAACACACAACAUGGGUUUAACACAAAACCGGCCUCAAGUGGUUACAAUGGACCAACCAGCUGCGUGAAUAAUAGAGAAUACUUGGUCUGUCCAAUGAACGCUUCACCCUACGUGGACCCCCACAAGCCGAGCCAGGAGAUCUGGGAGGAGUUCUCCAUGAGUUUCACCCCCGCCGUGCGGGAUGUGGUCGACUUUGCCAAGAGGAUCUCGGGCUUCUGCGACCUCCCAGAGCACGACCAGGUCGGCCUGUUGAAAGCUGGAACUUUUGAGGUGCUGAUGGUCAGAUUUGCCUCCCUGUUCAACGCCGUCGAGCGGACGGUGACCUUCCUGAGUGGAAAGCGUUACAGCCUUGACACGCUGCGGGCGCUGGGCGCCGGCGAGCUGCUCAACUCCAUGUGCGAGUUCAGCGAGAAGCUGGCUGCGCUGAGGCUGGACUCUGAGGAAAUGAGCCUCUUCACAGCCGUGGUGCUCGUCUCAGCCGAUCGUUCAGGGAUCCAGGACCUAAACUCGGUCGAGGCCCUGCAGGACAAACUGAUCCGGGGUCUGAGGAACUUGGUGAUGCAGAACCACGGCGAGGAGUCGGCCACCACCUUCACCAAGCUGCUGCUCAAGCUUCCCGAGCUGCGUUCACUCAACAACAUGCACUCGGAGGAACUGCUGUCCUUCAAAGUGCACCCUUGAAAUCUUCCUGAGGGGUCACACCUCCACCUAAUCCACACACCUCCACCACCACCUCCACCAGGACCUGCCUCUAUCUUCCCCCUCACCCUCCCUGUUCGACCAACCCAGUUGUUUGUUUCUAGAAUGUAUUGAAAGUUAUUUUUUAUUCUAUUUUUGUUAAGUCGACCAUGUGGGGUCUGAAGAGAGAAAAAUAUAAAACGUGUACUGUAUUUAUAGAAGAGAUAGCUCGUUGCACACAAACACACGCAACUGCAUGUGUGUCAGAGGUUCUUAGUUUUGCAAACUUGGAGGUGCUUUUCUAUUCUCCAGAGAACGAAGAGUACUUAAAUGGCUUUGUGAAAAGAUAUGAGUAGAAACCAAUUAGUCGAUUCCAAAGUGUGUUCUCUGAUGAGUGGGUGAAUGUGAGAGACAAUAUGAACCUUACAUACCGCAUGUUUGUUUGGUCCAAUAUUUGACUGAUACAUGUCGCAAGGAAGGCAAGCUAUCAGAAAAUGUAUUGAAGAAUGUGUGACGACCGCUGCUAAUGCAUGGCUGUACUUAAUGCAAACUAUUAUUACUUGGAUCUUCUCCCCUUGCCUCAGAAAGCAUCAGUUCAAAGUUUCAGCAUUUAUAGUGUUUUUAUUUAAUUUUUUACUUGUGUUUGUCAACUGCCUGUACACUGCCUGGUGAUUUCUGGGGGGGUCGAUGACGCCAUUUUCAGCAACACUACAUUUGCCCAUGUUCUGGAGCAGAAAAACCAAGUAACAUGUAAACGUUUUUGCUGUUUACCCCACUUUCCGGAUUUUUUUGUGUUUUUAAUCAAAGUUUGUGUGCAUUCAGCAUAGCACUGAAUUUUAUG